Messenger RNA from Conger conger (European conger), 2764 nucleotides. RefSeq names its product transmembrane protein 209 (gene tmem209). The record is from RefSeq and is a predicted model, not a curated record. Lineage: Eukaryota; Metazoa; Chordata; Actinopteri; Anguilliformes; Congridae. The coding region runs from base 191 to 1894 and encodes 567 amino acids. The transcript is spliced from 15 exons. Gene Ontology annotation, cellular component: membrane.
UUGACGCGGAUUUAAAGCGAAAUACAUGUGAUAGCCUCGGUAGCCUACGCGGAAUUUGGUAUCAUCCGGAAGAAUAUCAUUCUUUUUCAACUUUACUUCCAGGUGAAACGGUUUCUAUCAUCAACUAUCCCCGAUAACGUUAUCCCGCUCAUGUUAGCUUACUGCACGGUGCCUGGAGUGGGAAGGGUUCAUGGCUAGCACACUAGAGACGCCGGUGAAGGAGGCUAUGCCCUCCCUCAUCGACCGGACGAUGAAGAUGAGGAGAGAGGAACAGGCGCGGAAAGUCGUGCUCGCCUGGGCAGUACUGAAUAUUUCGCUCGCUGGGAUGAUCUACACUGAAAUGACUGGGCAACUGCUCAGACGAUAUUAUAACAUCUCGUCCUGGCCCCUGUGGUAUAUCGAGCUGAUCCUGGCCUGUCUGUUCAGUCUCAACGCCCUGUUUGACUUCUGGAAAUACUUCAAAUACACGAUGGCUCCCUCCACCAUCGCACUGACCCCUGAGCAGCACCGUCUCCUGGGCCUCCACGCUUCUGGCAUCCUGGCCACGCCGCCGCAGAAGCAGGAGAAGCAGGAGGCGCCCACGCCCUCCCCGGCCUCCCCCCUGCAGGGACAGAGCGUGCUCAGUUACAGCCCGUCCUGGCCCGCCAGCACCAGCCCCAAGUUCUCCCCCGGCUGUGUCAGCGGCUACAGCCCCCCCCUCCAGAGCCCCUCGCCCACGGGCAGCGCGGGGUCCUUCUCCUCCCCCGUCACCUACCCCUCCCCCAGCAGCUUCGGCAAGGUGCUGAACUACAGCCCCUCUCCCAGCUCCUCGCCCUACCCCAGCAGCAUCGGGCCAGCUGAGGGGACCAGCCUGCGGGCCAGGUACCGCACCUCUCCCUCCGUGUUCAGCGCCCCCGGUGGCAAGGAGGACUACAUGGCUGACCUCAAGACCCUGGAGAAGUUCCUGCGCUCUGAGGAGGAGAAAAGCCAGAGGAGCCAGCUGGGAAGUCCAGAGUUUGUGACCCCAUCCCACAGCCCCACGUUCUGGAACUACAGCCGGUCGGUGGGGGACUACGCCCAGAGCCUGAGGAAGUUCCAGUACCAGCUGGCCUGCCGCUCCCAGGCGCCCUCGGCCCACAAAGACGAGACCGACCUGGGCUCCAAGCAGGCCGCGGAGGAGGUGUGGGCCCGGAUCACGACCAGCCACCUGGUGGUGGAUCGCAUCGACGGCUGGACCGCCAAACUGAGAAACUGGAUUAAUGACACCAUCCUGGUGCCUCUGGUCGGCGAGCUGGACUCCGUGAACUCCCAGCUGAGGCGACUGGGAAGCCCGGAACUGCAGGCAGGAGAGGCCAGCAUUAGCAGUCUGAAACAGGCGGCUGUCGUCAAAGCUUCCUCCAUCCCCACGCUGAACGCCAUUGUGCAGUACCUAGACAUCACGGCCAACCAGGAGUACCUCACCGAACGGAUCAAAGAGCUGGCCCACAGUGGCUGCAUGAGCUCGUUCCGUUGGAACGCCGGAGGGGAGUGGAAAGGCAGGAAGUGGGAUACGGACCUGCCCACCGACUCGGCUAUCCUCAUGCACGUGCUGUGCACGUACCUGGACUCCCGGCUCCCCCCCCACCCCAAGUACCCCGACGGAAAGACCUUCACCUCCCAGCACUACAGCCAGACGCCGGACAAGCCAGACAUGACGAACGAGAACCUCUUCAGCAUCCACCAGAGCAGUGUUAACCCGCCUCACUAUCAGCUCAUCUACCAGGGCCACGUGUACAGUCUACCCAAGGGCAGGAACAAUCUGUUCCACACUGUUCUCAUGUUCCUCUUCAUCAUUAAGACCAAGGAGUCAGGGAUGCUGGGGAGAGUCAACCUGGGCCUAUCAGGAGUGAACAUCCUCUGGAUAUUUGGAGAGUGAUUCAAGCGUCACAGGAAGCUCAUCGCAGGACACCUUGUCGCUGAUUGGCUUAGAAUCUGACCUCAUCGCUGAUUGGUUUAGAAUCAGACGCCUCUUUCAAAGACCCCUCAGAUUCCCCACUAGCACACUGGACUGAGCAGAAAUCAGAAACCGUUCUCUUUUGCCAGGACAUUUAUUGAAAUAAGUGUCACAUUCUGGUUUGUCUGUCAAGCCUCACACAAGCUAUUGCAUGUUGGACAUCCUGUAAAUUUGAAAGUGCUACCGGUUGCAAAAGUGCGUUAUUCGCAUUCUCGUUCAAGGCAUGUCUCUUUCAAAAAAACAUUUGAAUGCUAAAUAUUUUGGUGUAUAUUGCUCUUUUGUAUUGAAUUAAAUUAUUUUAUAUGACAUCAGAGGUCUACGGUGCUCCCAUUUUAGGAGCAUUUUCUCCAAAAUUUUGAUGUGUACCAACUGGAAAAAUGUUCAGGAGCACAUAUCCUAAUUGGGAUUACAUCAGCGCAUGCGUUCUUUGGAUAAAUUCAUAGUAUAGAGCCCUGCCCCAUACUUGUACGGUGUAUUGUUACUAUGGUUGAAUGAUUAUUUUGCGCCGCGGUCUUUUCCUGCUGGGAACGCUUCGUGAUAAGUGCUUUGAAAUGCUCGGCAUAAGGCAUGUGAAUGUUCCUCCUUUGUUUCCAGUGUGCAGUAAAGCGCGUUCGGUCUUAAAGUCUGUUUUUAGUAUCGCUUCUGCUUGGAAUGAGUUUCUUUUUCGCCAUUGCGCCUGUGUAAAAUCCAUUACGCAGGCAGUGGCUGCCUGUCGUGUGCACUGUUGAUGUGGGACAGUACGAUGUACGAUGACGAUGUCUUUAGUUCUUAUAACGUCAGCUCUGAUAUUAU